This is a messenger RNA of Mustela erminea (ermine), 2405 nucleotides long. Its product is annotated as 60S ribosomal protein L10-like. The coding region runs from base 622 to 1077 and encodes 151 amino acids. Lineage: Eukaryota; Metazoa; Chordata; Mammalia; Carnivora; Mustelidae. Gene Ontology annotation, biological process: ribosomal large subunit assembly; translation. The transcript has a single exon. The record is from RefSeq and is a predicted model, not a curated record. Gene Ontology annotation, cellular component: cytosolic large ribosomal subunit; ribosome. Gene Ontology annotation, molecular function: structural constituent of ribosome.
AAUCUUAAAAAAAAAAAAAGAAAAUAUCAUUCAUUUUCUCUAGAAGCUUGUUAAUUGAUGAGUAUCUUAAACCUGUUUGUUGUAUUUUCUGUUCAAGUAAUUGUUCAACCUUUAAUGUGUGUUAUGUGGGAUGAAGUUUUCUUCUUGGGAAAAGAGAUGAAUUCUGCUUUUAGUAUGCUAAGUUUCAGGUGCUUGUGUAGCUCAAUAAGGUAUAUGAGAUACCUUACAUAUAAGACAUAGAGUCAUAAAGAAUUUGAGAAAGAUUGGAAGUUUUCUCAAUAAAGAUGGUGAUUGAAACCUAGGACUUGGUGAGUUUGUGUAUCUGAUUAAAAAAUCUAAGAUGUAACUAAAUACAACGAAAUGUUCUACUCUUUUGGACUUAGUGAAAUGAGAUUCUUGCUUACUAGUCUGGUGUAUCAGAAUUGUAAAGGAUGAAACAGAGAUCUUUGGGUUAAAUCAGGAAAGAGUCAUUGGUGACUGAAGACUAACUGACUCCUUGAGUACAGCAAGAGCAAAGGUAGAUUGGAGGGGAUUAAAAGGAGCUGAUAGGGCAAUAGAACAUUGUAGUUUAAAAAUUCUGUGAAGGACUGCAGCCAAUUAAGCCGACUGUGCUCUUUGUCUAUGGGGGCCCAGUGUGCCAUGGCUGCAAACAGUAGCCUCCUCGGUAGUGUAUGCAACCUGUUGAUUGUAUGGGUUGCCCUAAGGGACCUUGGAGACAACCCUUUUUGGUGGAUGCUGGGGUCUGACCUCAUGGCUAUCUCCAAUUUAGGCUGCAGACAGGUAUGCGGGGUGCCUUUGGAAAGCACAGUAGCCAGGGUCCACAUUGGCCAAGUCAUCAUGUCCAUCCAUACCAAGCUGCAGAACAAGGAGGAUGUGAUUGAGGCCCUAAACAGGACCAAGUUCAGGUUCCCUGGCCGCCAGAAGAUCCACAUCUCCAAGAAGUGGGGCUUUAUUAAGUUCAAUGCGGAUGAAUUUGAAGACGUGAUGGCUGAAAAGCAGCUUAUCCCAGAUGGCUGUGGGGUCAAAUACAUCCCUAACCAUGGCCCCUUGGACAAAUGGAGGGCUCUGCACUCAUGAGAAUCUUGGCACUAUCCCUUCCCAUCAUAUUCAUGUCCACAAAUAAAUCCAACUUUCUGUCAAAAAAAAAAAAAAUUCUGUGAAGGAUAGUAAAGUAGGAAGAAUAAAAGAAAUUACAGGGGUAAGUGGUGGUUUUUUCCAGUUACAGAAUGUAUGUUUAUUUGUUGUCAAACUUUUUAUAAAGACAAGAAGGCUUAGUAUGAUUAAAUGAAACCACCAAGAGAUUAGUGCUGAAUAUAUAAUGUUUUAGAAGGGAAAAUGAACCUUAAGUAGAAUGAAAAAACCCGGAGAUUCAAUAAGGCUUAUUUUCAUCAUAUCAUUUUGACAUACAGAAGAAUAAUUUUAGUAGUUGUCUCUUGAGAAGUUAAAAUUCUUUGAAAAGUAGCCACAGGAUUAAAAAAAAUCAUCCCACUAAUCUUUGAGUUUCUAAUAUAUGCUUAGGGUGAAUUUAUUUUAAGGCUUUAGAACGCAUAAAAACAGAUUGUUGAGAGCUGAAUAAAUACAUAGAAAAUAUAGUCACAGUAUCUUUGGUGAGAAAAGAUAAGCAUAAUUGGAAUAUUUGAUAUGUAGAUUUUAACAGGAUGUGAUGAGAGAGAAUUUUAAGUGCAUCCAUCAUUUGACUGACUGAAAGAAUCAGGGAUGAUAAAUUAUAGGAGUAUGAUGCAUCGAUAGUUACAACUGUUCCAAAGUUAUAAUUUAAAAGCUAUGUAUCCAUGGAAAAGAGAAAACUAAUAUAAUGGAACGAAAUGUUAACUAUAAAAUGUUUGAAAAUUUAUAAUAGACCAAAUAUGGUUCUUAAAUUACAGGCAUGAUUGUAAUCAUUAUGAAUCUCAAAGAGAUGCUCAACACAUGUACUCUGAAUAUAUAAUGUAAACCAAUACUAGGUAAUAGUUUUUAUUAUGUCAGGUAUUCCAUAAUGCUUUACAUAUGUUAAAAUUAAACGAGCACCUUCAAGAUGUAAAAUAAUACACAUUUCAGGUACUUUAUUAGUAGAAAGUGAAAAAAAAAUCCUUUUUAAGAUGAAAUGAAUAUCCUGUAGACGAUGGCUAAAUUUUUUAACUCCGUCUUAAAGAAAUGAGUCAAGUUUAUUCUUUAAGAUAUUCAGAGUUGACACCACAAACCUUUGUUUCCCUAACUGGAAACCUUUUAUGUAUGGAGGCUGUAUCUAGAUGGUACUUAAUAUUUGUGGUAGAUCAAAAAGUGACUAUGUUUUCCUGGGAGUGGGAAAGGGAAACGUAAUAGUGGCCUGCAGUAAGAGUGUAAAGACCUACUUAAAAAAAACCCCACUUCAUUAGAGAUCUAUAUUAAAAGUUUCUUUUCUUGGGGCG